Amphimedon queenslandica is the source of this 296-nucleotide messenger RNA. Its product is annotated as coiled-coil domain-containing protein 94-like. The record is from RefSeq and is a predicted model, not a curated record. The transcript has 2 exons. Lineage: Eukaryota; Metazoa; Porifera; Demospongiae; Haplosclerida; Niphatidae. The annotation marks the transcript as partial. Gene Ontology annotation, biological process: mRNA splicing, via spliceosome. Gene Ontology annotation, cellular component: U2-type catalytic step 1 spliceosome.
GAGGAGUGGUUCGACUUGAAAUAAAAAUGGGGGAAAGAAAAGUAUUAAAUAAAUACUAUCCUCCUGAUUUAGAGAAUUUCAAACUACCCAAGCUAAACCCAAACCGCUGUAAACAGUAUGUCGUUCGAUUAAUGAUACCAUUUACCAUGAGAUGCAAGACGUGUGGUAAUCACAUAUAUCACGGAAAGAAAUUCAACGCGAGGAAGGAGACAGUCGAGGGUGAGAAGUACCUUGGUAUGCCAAUCUUUCGAUUCUACAUACGCUGUCCUGUGUGCCUCUCAGAGAUAUCAUUCAAA